Molecule: messenger RNA, 6955 nt
Organism: Salvelinus fontinalis (brook trout)
Lineage: Eukaryota; Metazoa; Chordata; Actinopteri; Salmoniformes; Salmonidae
Product: DENN domain-containing protein 1B-like
Exons: 24
Coding region: 253-2955 (900 amino acids)
Biological process (GO): endocytosis; endocytic recycling
Cellular component (GO): nuclear speck; cytosol; intracellular membrane-bounded organelle
Molecular function (GO): guanyl-nucleotide exchange factor activity; phosphatidylinositol phosphate binding
Source: RefSeq, a predicted model, not a curated record
UAAAUCUUUCACAGCCACUUCCUGGUGCUGUUUGUUGUGGAAAUACCGUGGAACUGAAACAGCCAACUGUACAGAUCAGGAACAAGGAAGACACGUCGCUACUAGCUAGAAUAAAUCUUUGAAGCAUGCGGUAUCAGCGGUAGGUAACAGGCUGAAAGGUUGAACUAGUUACGAACCUCUCGUUGCUUCCGAACGCAAGCUUGGUCUGGAACAGCAAAGCCGGUGACGCGAGCUGUCGCGAUGUUGUAAACCAUGGACAGCAGAAUAAACGAGUUUCCCGAGAGGACGUUUGACUUGGUGCUACAGGUUGCAUGCCCAACAUCUGAAAAUGAAGAUCCUACCGUGCAGUGGAGCUUCCCCCAGGACUACACAGACCAGGAGGUUCUCCAGACGGUGCCCAAGUUCUGCUUCCCCUUCGAUGUGGAGAGGGUUUCCCAGAGGCAGGUGGGACAGAAUUUUACCUUUGUGCUGACGGACAUCGAGAGCAAGCAGAGGUUUGGCUUCUGCAGACUCACGUCCGGCUGCCGCGUCUGCAUCUGUCUGCUCAGUUAUCUGCCCUGGUUUGAGAUCUAUUACAAGCUCCUGAACACGCUAGCAGAUUACCUAACCACAAACCAGGAGAAUGAGCUGAAUGACAUGCUGAACUCUCUGUACAGUCUGCCGGUGCCAAAGCCCUUCACCCCCGUCAACCUGAGUGUGACAGCACUGUUGCAUAUAGCCACUGGGCAAGUACUGAAAGAUGCACCAAGCCAGCAGCCGCACUCCUACUUCAUAACACCAGAUAUCAACGGCCUGCCCACCAUCCCCGAGAGUAGGAACCUGACAGAGUAUUUUGUGGCGGUGGACGUCAACAACAUGCUACAGCUGUACGCCAGCAUGCUGCACGAACGACGCAUCAUCAUUACCUCAAGCAAGCUUAGCACUUUAACAGCGUGUGUCCACGGUUCAGCUGCCAUGUUGUACCCCAUGUACUGGCAACACAUUUACAUCCCUGUACUGCCUCCACAUCUUCUGGACUACUGCUGUGCCCCCAUGCCAUACCUGGUAGGAGUUCAUCUCAGCCUGCUUGAGAGAGUGCGUAGCAGGUCGUUGGAGGAUGUGGUGAUACUAAACGUUGACACCAACACACUAGAGAGUCCCCAGAAUGACCUGCAGAACCUCCCCAGUGACGUGCUCCACUCUCUGAAGAGUAAGCUGAAGAAGCAGUCGACAGCAACAGGAAGUGGAGUAGCGAGGUCCUUCCUCCGAGCUCAGGCUGCUCUGUUUGGAUCCUACAGAGACGCCCUCCGAUACAAACCUGGGGAACCAAUCACAUUCUGCGAGGAGAGUUUUGUGGCUCACCGCUCCAGCACCAUGAAACACUUCCUGGAGAUGGCUGUCAACCUGCAGCUCUUCAAACAGCUUAUUGACGGCCGUCUGGCCAAGCUGAACGCGGGAAGAGGCUUCACUGACCUGUUCGAGGAGGAGAUCACUGAGGGGGGUUUCUGUGGAAGUAAUUCCAAGUCUUAUCAACAGUGGGUGCACACCGUCAAGAGAGGCGGAGCACUGAUCAACACUGCGGUGACUAAGAGAGGCGGAGCGCUGAUCAACACUGCGGUGACUAAGGCCAAGAGUCAUGCCAAGAGGGGCAUUCGCAGGCUCAAACAAAGGGAAGAGGAGGAGGGUAGGCCGAUCUGUUCAGGGUCUCCCACCAGCACCAAGAGUCUUUCACCACGGAGAAUGGAGAAGAAGAGACAGCAUUAUGACACCAAGUGUCCCAUGGGAUGUCCUGACUUUGCCAUCGAUGGUGAUGAAGAGGACACCACCAACAAGAUCUCCUCUGAGGACAGUGGGGAGGUGGCGUCUUACACAGAGGACAGCGACGAAUCCUAUUCGCUGGAGUUGGACACAGACCCCUCCCACACGGGCCAGAUGAACUUAUUGGAGGAGAUCCUGGACUCUCUGAGCACCACCAGUACAGAGCAGGGCAAACUCAGCGCCGCCAAGAGCCUGGACUUCAGUUCAAUGGACAACAUCAACUACAAGGCAACGAACACGUCGAACCCCACCAGUGAGAGCAACCUGCCCCACGUGUGUACUAGUGGCAGUGGGGUGGUGGGGAGAGGAGGUGUUGGAGGAGGAGAACAGGGAGGGGGCUGGCAGGACGACGGUGCCCUCCACGGGAAGCACCUGCCCCCCUCCCCGCAUAGACAGCCCAGCAAGAGCAGCCUCAAGAGGCAGAAGCAUAUCCCCUCAACAUCCUCUCCUCCCGUCCUAGCUCCAGCCUCAGCGCAGGACAACCAUGUCCCCAAUCUCCAGCCCAAGACCCAGCAUAAAAUCCAACCUAAUCCCCAGGCCCUUUAUGUCACACCCCCUAUCUGUCUCUCUCAGCUCUGUCCAGGGGAGUCUUCGCUCCCCACACCUCCAUCACCAUCCCUGGGAGACCACCACAUCUCAUCCAACCGCUCUCCAGCACCAACUUGUGCCUCCACACGCAAUCCUCCACUGGCAACACACACACCACCGCUAACCCACACUAGAGAGUCCCCAAACCCCCAGUUGCUCAGCCCUGAGUCCAAACCCCAGACCACCUCCAGCAUCCUGCGGAGGAAGGUGCUGUCCAAGGAAACGAUGAGGCAGUACCAGGACAAGAAUCUCCAGAAGCAGGGCAGCAAGAACCGAGAGAGUCUGGGGGUGAAGGCCAGGCAGCCUUCAGUGCUGGUGCCCUGGGAGAGAGAGAGCCCAGAGGAGAUGGGUCAGGGAGAGGACCUGGAGCUGUGGCAAGAACAGGGCAGGGUCUCGGGGGCAGAGGUCCAGGAGAAAGGACUUCUGGAGGAGAUAGAUUCCAUGUGUCAUCUCGGAUCAGACUUUCAGACCAGCCUACAACUGUCCCAGGUUCACUGCAAAACCAACAACACACAUGAUAAUACCCAUGACAACAACCACAGCCACAGCAAAGCCACAGACAAGUCUUGAGACAGAAGCAGGGACAGGGACAAGGGACAGGGGUGGUUGAGGUAGAAGUUGCCUCUAACCACAGAUCUACAAUCAGACUGCCCUCCUCAAAUCCUAACCUUAACCACUGAGGGAAGAAAUGCAAAAACAGACCUUGGACCGCAGGAAUUCACAGUGACACUGCCAGGGAACUGGAAAUGAUGCGUGUGUUCGCCCUGAUACGACUCUUUGACUUACACUUGUUUUUUUUCCUCUCUUCCUGCCAAGUUUAGGUGUCUCAGUUGAAGACCGGUCAUCUUGGUUCUCUUUCUAACAUGAUACAUAAUUCAAACAAACCGUCUUAUAAAUGAAACACAGACUUACCAUGUAAACAAAGGGACAUCUGUGAUGGAUUUUCACUUGCAUGAAAUGGUACUUAUUACUCAUUUGCAUGGUACUAAAAGAUGAGUGUGUUUUAAUUAAUAGAGAAAACAUUUAGUUUUCCUCAGAUCUGAAGGUAUUGUAAAGACACAAAGGAACCCCCCCCCGCGACCUAAGUAACUGUUCUGCUGGAAAGUUGCCUAACACGAUGCCUUAAACAGAGCUGUGAUUUGCUGUUGGCACGGCUCAGUCUUAAAAUGUGUAAUAUAUAUAUAUAUAUAUAGCUGUUACUCUGGAAAUGUUUGAUCUGCUUAGAUCCACUAUCACAUGUCAUGAAUGUGGAAAAUGGACAGCUUUUUCACAGCACGUAGAGAUAGUAAAGGUAGUUUAAUAUAUGUUGCUCAGUUUAGUCUAUUUAGAUAGGGGGUUUUCUCAAGUGUUUGUUUCUCAGGAUGCUCCUGUUUGUCAGGACAUAAAGGAGAAGAGGAGUUGUGUAAACCAAUGAUAGGAAUGAAUAGACAAUCCUCUCACUCCUUCUCUCACUCCUUCUCUCACUCUUUCUCUCUCUCUCUCUCUCUCUCUCUCUCUCUCUCUCUCUCUCUCUCUCUCUCUCUCUCUCUCUCUCUCUCUCUCUCUCUCUCUCUCUCUCUCUCUCUCUCUCACACACUCUGUCUGUUUUUCUCUCCAUCUCUCCAUCUCUCUCUCUCACUCUGUCUGUUUCUCACUCUGUCUGUUUCUCUCCAUCUCAUUCUGUCUGUUUCUCUCCAUCUCUCUCUCUGUUUCUCUCCUUCUCUCCACUUCUUCCUGCUCGCCUUCAUUCACCUUUCCUUGCUCACCAUCUUACAACAUCUCUUUCCAUCCUCCUCUCUCUUCUGUCCUUCCCCCUGGUUUUUGGAGGCUGACAGCUAAAAUGGAGGCUGACAGCUAAAAUGGAGGCUGACAGCUAAAAUGGAGGCUGACAGCUAAAAUGGAGGCUGACAGCUAAAAUGGAGGCCAGUAGAGUUGAGUGGGAUUUCACAAACUAAAAUCGUUGCUAUGUGCGCACACCAAAUGAAAUGCAAGCUUUCUUCUAAACACUGAGUUGACGUUUUCACACUGUGUUUUACCAGAAGGCUUGAGAUGAUUGUAGAAGGAUAACAAAGCAAUACGGCUCUCCUCAGAGAGUAUGAACAGACGUCUGAAGUGAUUUUUAAAACAAUCUCCCAUGGAGAGAAUGCAAGCCCUUUGGGUAAUGUCCAGAGAUUGUGACCACUCACUAUAGUACCACUAUAGUACAUACAGACAGAAUAAAGUAUUUUCCAGCUCUUGUUUGUGGUUAUGUUAUGUUAUGUUGAUGAGUUUAGCCAGUUUUCUCUAGUGCUGUUGGGUGUGCCAAUUUACCGGUAGCCCUCGCUCCCUCCCUGAGUGCCGGGCUGUGCUAACGAUGAGGUUGUAAAGCGUUCGCCGUGGUUCUAAGAAGUCCCUCGUCUCAGCUAUUCAUUUGGAUUUGAAAGGGCCCCGUGUACAAUUUGUUGGCCUGUUUCAUUUCACUCCCCAAAAUGUUACCUAUUUGGAUAGUUUUGAAGUUUGAAAGCUGUCAAUAUACUAUGCAAAAAAAACACAUUUAAAGUUUCCAAAUUCUGAAUAGAAUUUUACUUUACCACUAUUCAUGAAUUGUAAUCAGAUCAGGUAAUUGAUAAUCAUAUUUGUAAAUCCAUUGAUUAACUGAUGGUUUCAUUAGAUUAUCUGUCAUUUGAUCAAAAUGUGGGUUUGUGUGUAAGAAUGAAGGGCGUGCCUUACAGUAUAUGAGUAAUACUUAGUGUGGUCAACACAAGGUAUUAGGGAGAAAAUGCCAUUGCUAAUGUAUCUUUAAUCUGCUAUAUGUAACUUUUUGGGUGACCUGACACAAUUCAGAGUUAUAGAUCUUUCAUUCUCAUUGAAAGCCAGUCUAAGAAGCGGUAGAUCUGUUCUAUGUGCUCUAUUUCUAUGCUUAGUUUAUGGGUCUUUUACUUUCGAUUUUGUACACCAGCUUCAAACAGCUGAAAAUACAAUAUUUUUAGUUAAUGAGAAGAUAUUUCACAGCGGUUUAGAUGGUAUAAUGAUUCUCGUUGUUUUUUCGUGAACUGUUAGAAUUUUAGGAACCAGGAAAUGGAGGAAUGAUUUCCGCAUAGUGAAUCUUUUAAAGUGGUCAAGUCCUCUCAACAUUUCAGUAGCUAUUGUCUGCAGUGUAUAUGCAUGGAAAACCACUGGUUCGCUCAGUGAUGAGACUCAGAGCUUAAACCACAUCCUUAAAUGUAUGUUGUCAGUUCUUUAACCUGUGAAACAGAGUUCAACCUAUUUGAUCUACUAGACGCUGUCAUUCUAUCUCUGUUUUCCAUGUCCAUGUGUGCUCGUAGUGUUUUUCUCUUUGCUAGUAUUUCAAUGAUCUUUCUGACUGAGCUCACAAAAUAGAGAAUGAUCUUGCUAUUUCUUUGUUGGAAGAUGUUCUCUAUGUAGUUAUAUUUCAAGCUUUGUUUCAGAAUGAUGAAAUAUUAUUUUCAAUGAUUGGACAUGUUUUUUUUCUUCUGAUUACAGUAUUUUAAAAGGAGUUUAAUAAUAUAUAGUAUAUUGUAUCAUGAUUCACAGAACAAACACCUAAAAUGUUAUUGUUGUUGGAACUUAUUUUGGGGAAAAGAGGCAUUUUUUUCCAUCCAGUCACUCAGCACGUUACAGUAUUUCAGUUCAUGAGGUGGCAGAAAUUCUUGCAAUGAAUUCACUUUAUUUUUCAGUUUUUGUUAUACAUAUAUGAAUGUCUUUUUAAAUUCAAUUUUUUUUUGUUUUUUUCCUUCAAAAUAUUACCCAUGCUCUGCUAAUCUUAUUUUGUUGUUGAAUGUUUUUUUCCAUUAAUCAAAUCAAAUGGAGAAAAAAAAGAUGGUGUCAGGUCCGGUAGUAUUGUCCAAUAUCCAUCCUUGCCUUGCAAACAUGGUGUUGAAAUACUGUACUUAGUAGUUAUUUUAUUAUCAAACUGAAUUUAUUUCUCAUGUACUACAUGACUACUGUAUUUAACUGCUGUGGAUUGUGAUGGUUUACUUGAGCAAUGUCUUCCUAACACAGUCGGCGAGGAAUCCUGUGUGGCUGAUUAUCAGUGUACUGAAAAGCUGGUAUUUGUAUGACUGAAUGUCUGGUUACUGUCUCACUGCUUACAUGCUGAUGCAGAAGAAAACAGGAUAAAAGCUGACAGCUUCUAUUCUCUUAUGCUAUGAUUAAAUGUCCCUUUUUCCUAAUACCCAUGUGAUAUUAAAGAUCAAAACCACUGUUUGUCAAGAAAACUAACGGAGGCAUAUCACUUGUCUUUUAAAACGUCCAUUUAGUGACUGACAGUACUGAGAGUGACGCAGUUCAUUCAUUCACCUUGUUCACUGGUCCCUAGACAUGGUACUGUAAUGAUUUGAAUAUGCCGUGUACAACCUACUGAAGUCUAGUGUGUGCAAACUUACUUGACAUGGUACUGUAACUUACUUGCAUGUUCUCAAUGCAGAGAAAAAAACAUCAUAUAGGUGAAUGUAACAUGCUAUGGACUUAGUGGUACAACUUUAUCCUCUGUGAACUUUAACAUUCAUUAUGUUCAUGUAUAUGGAACAUUUUCCUGUAUUCCAUUUUCAAUUAUAUCUCAAUAAAUAAUACAUAAUAUUACGAAAGGUCA